Messenger RNA from Plectropomus leopardus (leopard coralgrouper), 1441 nucleotides. RefSeq names its product Fas ligand (TNF superfamily, member 6) (gene faslg). Gene Ontology annotation, cellular component: membrane. Gene Ontology annotation, biological process: immune response; extrinsic apoptotic signaling pathway via death domain receptors; positive regulation of canonical NF-kappaB signal transduction. Gene Ontology annotation, molecular function: tumor necrosis factor receptor binding. The record is from RefSeq and is a predicted model, not a curated record. Lineage: Eukaryota; Metazoa; Chordata; Actinopteri; Perciformes; Serranidae.
GUUAAAGGCACAGAUGGAUAGUUUGAUCAUUUUUUUAGCUUGUGUAUGUAAUGCACACUUGUGUCAGUCCAUGGUGCAUGUGGGAGGGGUAUGUGGGUGGUGAAUGACAGCUGAAGCUUGGUUUUUUUAAGAGGUGUUCAGACAAAAGUACACACCUCCUUCGUGCAGAGACACACACACUUUGUCUUACAGCAGGACCUGCACCAUGAGCUGUGACCAGAGCUAUCCGUUCCCACAGGUGUUCCUUGUGGAUGGAGGAGGCGGGCCGCAACGCUCUGCCCAGCAGCCGAGUCUCAUACCCUGCUGGUCCUUCCCUCCGGCCCAGGAGAGAGCGAGGAACCAUGGGAAGAGUCGGGGCUGCAUGGGAAUCAGCCCUGCUUUGGCCAUGAUUGUGUUGAUGCUGUUUCUGCUGGUGUUUGCAGCCCUGGGGUUUGAAGCCUACCAGAUUCAGAAAAUGCAGGAAAAGCUGAACGACAUGGAGCCGGUUAAAUCCAAGGCUGAGUUUAAACAACCUCAAAAGCUCAUUGAUAUUAUGACACCUCAGAUGCAAACUGGUCACAAACCUGAGUUGAAAAGAGAAGAGAAAGAAGACAGACCUGCUGCACAUAUGAUAGGGCACAUUGAAGCACAAAAUUUCCCUAAGACUCUGCGAUGGGAGCCGCGGGCAGGUCGGGCGUUCAUAUCCGGAGCAGUGGUUUACAGGCCUGAAGAAGGCGCCCUGCAAGUAAACCAAACCGGACUCUACCACAUUUACUCUCGAGUGGAGUUGAUCUUUAAGGUGUGCACUCCUACAUCCUCGUUUGUUCACUCUGUGUUUGUGAGGAGAGCGGGACGCCCCACACCUCUGACCCUGAUGGAAGCCCACAGAGCGGGUUUCUGUUCUCAACAGCCGGGACACGCCUGGACCACAGAGAGUUACCUCGGCUCUGCCCUGCAGCUGCAGAAGUUUGACAGAGUUUUUGUGAAUGUAUCGCACCCCUCCUAUCUUAGUCAUGCUCAUUACGCCAACUUUUUUGGUCUAUACAAGAUCUGAAGGCUUUGUUUGUUCGUGUAGUAAUUUAACCCCUCAUAAAUGAAUGUAAACUGGUCAGAAUAUCUCUGAAUCUGACUCAUCACUUUGAUUCUUGUGUUGAAUUAAUCACUAUAGUAGCUGCACUGAACAGCGUAAUGAGAUAAGGUCUGCAGUGCUAAAACCAAGCGAAAAUAUUCUCCUUAUUGCUAGCUUUAAAAUUGGUGGCGAAAUCAACUGAAGCAAUUUCUACAUCUAUACAUAAACAAAUUUUGUUCCUUUUAUAAAUGUUGAGUCGGUUAACACUAACACGCUGGUAGUUGUAGCAAUUUAAGAAUAUUUAUUUUAGUGUUGAUCUGACUUUUGAUGUCUAAAUCUGUAAAAAGGUGUUACAUAAUGGUUUUGAAAGUAAAUAAAGAGUUAAUUUAAGCA